Molecule: messenger RNA, 942 nt
Organism: Didymella exigua CBS 183.55
Lineage: Eukaryota; Fungi; Ascomycota; Dothideomycetes; Pleosporales; Didymellaceae
Exons: 3
Coding region: 1-942 (313 amino acids)
Source: RefSeq, a predicted model, not a curated record
AUGAAGUUCGAAUCGGGAGAUCUGGCCAUCUGCGAUGUAUGCGGGACCCAGUACGAUGUUUCACUCUUGUCACCACCAAAGGAGUGUCGAGUCUGUCUUGACCCACGUCAAUACGUCCCCGCCCACGGCCAAACCUGGACCAGUCUCAACGACUCACAAGCCACUCAGAAAAACGAGUUCAAGACAGACGAACAUGAUCCUCGCAUCCACUACAUCACUACCGCGCCCCUGACACCUGCAGAGCUCUCUCCCGGCCUCAGCGACAGCACAACAACCCGCAAACAACUCGGCAUCGGCGAGCGCGCCAUUCUCCUCCAAACACCCCAUGGCAAUGUGCUCUGGGACCUAAUUGCCUUCUUGAACCAAGAAACCAUCAAUUUCAUCAACGAGAAGGGGGGGUUAAAGGCGAUUGUGAUCAGUCACCCGCAUUUCUACACCACGCACCUCGAAUGGGCUAGUCAGUUCAAAUGUCCAGUAUAUGUAGCGUCCGACGAUGCGGAGUGGUUGAACAGGAAAGACUUGCACGGAGUGAGAAAACUGUACAAAGGCGCAGAAGAAAUCGUCCCAGGCGUGACGGUGAUCCAGUGCGGCGGCCAUUUUGACGGGAGCAGCGUGCUGCACUGGGAGAAGAAACUCUUCAUCGCAGACACCAUGAUGAGUGUGCCCUCCGGCUUCUUCAACGCCGCGCAGCCGGCCGCCCACCCGCUCACUGCCAGCUUCUCGUUCAUGUGGAGCUACCCGAACAUGAUCCCGCUGCCGCCCGCCAAGAUCCACGGUAUCUGGAAAGCGCUCAGGGCGUUUGAGUUCGAGGAGACGUAUGGCGGGUUUCCGGGGCAGAACGUCGCUCGGACGGGGCUGAAGUGGCAGGUGCUCGAGAGCAUGAAGGUGUUUCUGCGGGUAGGCGGGCACGAGCGCGCCGGCAUCUACCAAGAAGAGUACUAG